UCUUUGCCCUAUCUCUGCCCCUCCUGUUUCCGGUGCCGUCACGGGACAGAGCCGUCGGUGACAGCCCCGAGGGCCCCCGCCCCGCGCCCAUGGCCGAGCCGGACCCCUCUGACCCUCUGGAGACCCAGGCAGGGAAGGUGCAGGAGGCUCAGGACUCAGAUUCAGACACUGAGGAAGGAGCUGCAGGCGGAGAAGCCGAGAUGGACUUCCUGCGGAAUUUCUUCUCCCAGACACUGGGCCUGGGCACCCAGAAGGAGCGUCUGUUGGACGACCUGACCCUGGAAGGGGUGACGCGCUACAUGCAGAGCGAGCGCUGGGCUCAAGCGAAAGGGCAGAGAUGGGCCCCAAUUGGACCAGGUUGGGACACGCUCCUGCCGCAAACCAACCACCGUGUCUCUGAUUGGCCAGGCGUGGGUCACACCUCCAUUGCUGAUUGGCCAGACGUGUUUGACAGCCUGAAAUCCACGGGCCUCUAUGCCAACCUAGAGAAGUACCAUCUUCCCUACCCGGAGGCCAUCUUUGAGAUUGGCUACUUCAAGAAACACCCAGAGCCCUUCUUUGCUCUUGCCAAGGAACUCUAUCCUGGGCAGUUCAAGCCGACCAUCUGUCACUACUUCAUCCGCCUGCUGAAGGAGAAGGAGCUACUGCUGCGCUGCUACACGCAGAACAUAGACACGCUAGAACGAGUGGCGGGCCUGGAGUCUGAGGACCUGGUGGAGGCCCACGGCACCUUCUACACCUCGCACUGCAUCAGCCCCCUCUGCCGACGGGAGUACUCGCUCAGCUGGAUGAAAGAAGAUCUUCUCGAGGUGACUCCCAAGUGUGAGAAAUGUCACAGCGUGGUGAAGCCUGACAUCGUGUUCUUCGGUGAGAACCUCCCAGCAAGGUUCUUCUCCUGCAUGCAGUCAGACUUCUUGAAGGUGGAUCUCCUCAUCAUCAUGGGUACCUCCCUGCAGGUGCAGCCCUUUGCAUCCCUCAUCAGCAAGGCACCCCUCUCUACCCCACGCCUGCUCAUCAACAAGGAGAAGACUGGGCAGACUGACCCUUUCCUGGGGAUGAUGAUGGGCCUCGGAGGAGGCAUGGACUUCGACUCCAAGAAGGCCUACAGGGACGUGGCCUGGCUGGGUGACUGUGACCAGGGCUGCCUGGCCCUCGCCGACCUCCUCGGAUGGAAGAAGGAGCUGGAGGACCUCGUCCGGAAGGAGCAUGCCAUCAUUGAUGCCCAGGCAGGGUCGGGGAGCCCCAACCCCAACACUUCAGCUUCCCCCGGGAAUUCUGCACCUCCUGCCAAGGAGGAGGCCAGGACCAUGGAGGGGGAGCAGGGCCAGUGACAGCUGCACCUCCCGGGACAGCAGAGCCGCCACCAGCCCUGGCCCCCUCUAACUUGCAGCUCUUGUCUGGGGAGCUCAGAACAUUGCCCCAGUCUCCUAACUACCCCCUCUCAAAACUGGGGUCCCAGCCCCCUGACCCUGGCAAAUCUCUAACAGCACCCCGGGGCCGAGGCCUGGGCAGCUCAGCUGUAACAGCCGCGGGGUGCGGGUCAACCUCCCCUAAUCUCUAACUGCUUCCGGGGCCAGGGCUGCCGCUAAACUCCUAACUGUUUUGGACAGGGGCCCCGGGGCUCCCCAGGGCUCCCCAUGCCCUCCACUGCUCCUAGGGGGCCUGUGGCCAAGUCGGCCAAGUCUAAUGUACCCUGGGUGGAGUGUGGGCCCUCCAGACAUAACACCCCCUGGGGGGAGCUGAGCCUGAAGGCCUCUCCAGUCUGUGCCUCCCACUCCCAAAGUGGGUGCUGGACCCCUUCCCUUUGGGACCCACUUCCCCUGCCGGGAGGGGCAGAUCGUGUUGCUUAUUGGAGACAUUAAAAACAAAAACAACUAACGAUCAGCUAUCCGGCCUCCCUGUUCCU
Zalophus californianus (California sea lion) is the source of this 1906-nucleotide messenger RNA. It is a transcript of the gene SIRT2, whose product is annotated as sirtuin 2. Gene Ontology annotation, molecular function: NAD+ binding. Lineage: Eukaryota; Metazoa; Chordata; Mammalia; Carnivora; Otariidae. The coding region runs from base 90 to 1331 and encodes 413 amino acids. The record is from RefSeq and is a predicted model, not a curated record. The transcript has 16 exons.